CGUGAAUGGCUGCUCUUAUAGUUUAAUUAAAUAACUCUCUUUGUCAGAAAGUCAGAACUUAGAAUCAGAUCAAGAAAGUGUCAUUUUCCAGAGAAAAUUUUGACUUUUAUCGUUUCUUUUUCGCGGAAAAUCUCAGUUUCGAUCCAAAUCAUUCGACGUUUUCAAUGGCAGCUUCGAGGAGUUGCACAUUGCGAUUCAUGAUAUUGUUCUCAAUCGCUUCAUUCUUGUACCAGUCUUGCUAUUCCUUCUUGUCUCCUCCAAGCUCCAUUAUCAAUCCUUCUAAAGUCAAACAAGCUUCUUGGAAACCUAGAGCUUUUGUCUAUGAAGGCUUCUUGACGGACCUCGAAUGCGAUCACUUGAUAUCUCUCGCGAAAUCUGAGCUAAAGAGAUCUGCGGUUGCUGAUAAUGUUAGUGGAAAAAGCAAGCUUAGCGAAGUCCGUACUAGCUCAGGGAUGUUUAUUUCUAAAGCAAAGGAUCCUAUUGUUGCUGGUAUUGAGGACAAGAUUUCAACAUGGACAUUUCUUCCCAAAGAAAACGGGGAAGACAUACAAGUAUUGAGAUAUGAGCAUGGACAGAAAUAUGAUCCGCAUUAUGAUUACUUUGUUGACAAGGUGAACAUUGCCAGGGGUGGACACCGCACGGCAACUGUACUAAUGUAUCUUACAAAUGUGACCAAAGGUGGUGAAACCGUGUUCCCCGAAGCAGAGGAAUCGUCACUUCACACGACUCCUGCAAAAGACGAUCUUUCUGACUGUGCAAAGAAAGGCAUUGCAGUGAAACCGCGAAGAGGGGAUGCCCUUCUCUUCUUCAGUCUCCACCCUAAUGCUAUCCCCGAUCCAAGCAGUCUUCACGCCGGAUGCCCAGUAACCGAAGGUGAGAAAUGGUCGGCAACAAAGUGGAUUCAUGUUGACUCUUUUGACAAAAAUUUGGCAGCUGGCGAUAACUGCAUGGAUUCGAACGAAAGCUGCGAGAGAUGGGCUGUUCUCGGCGAGUGUUCGAAGAACCCGGAAUACAUGAUUGGAUCACCCGAGCUUCCUGGAUACUGUAGAAGAAGUUGCAAAGUAUGUUAAACUUUACACUACAUGCUCUCCCAUCUUUACAUGAUUAUUUCUGCUAUUAAACUUUUCUCAUGUGGAUUAUUUGUUGAUUUUUCGUACAUGUUCCUUUUCCUUUAGCUCUACUAAGUACUUAACCGGUUUCGUCCUCCGUCUGCCCCAAAAAAACCCGAUUGUUUGUAAAACCGGAUUCGGUCUUAUUAGCAUUGGUCAACACAUUCUUUAUGAAGAUUAUCAUUUUAUCUUUUAAGUCUUUA
Molecule: messenger RNA, 1312 nt
Organism: Gossypium arboreum
Lineage: Eukaryota; Viridiplantae; Streptophyta; Magnoliopsida; Malvales; Malvaceae
Product: probable prolyl 4-hydroxylase 4
Exons: 7
Coding region: 165-1070 (301 amino acids)
Biological process (GO): peptidyl-proline hydroxylation to 4-hydroxy-L-proline
Cellular component (GO): endoplasmic reticulum
Molecular function (GO): procollagen-proline 4-dioxygenase activity; iron ion binding; L-ascorbic acid binding
Source: RefSeq, a predicted model, not a curated record